Molecule: messenger RNA, 2085 nt
Organism: Mya arenaria
Lineage: Eukaryota; Metazoa; Mollusca; Bivalvia; Myida; Myidae
Product: clumping factor A-like
Exons: 2
Coding region: 1-2085 (694 amino acids)
Source: RefSeq, a predicted model, not a curated record
AUGACAGAGAUAGAGAUGAUAGAAACAGAUGAUGUAAGCGAUGCACUUGGAGACAGGGAAACAGAUGAUGUGAGCGAUGCACUUGAAAACAGAGAUAUAGAUGAUGAAAGCGAUAAACUUGGAGACAGGGAAACAGAUGAUGUGAGCGGCACACUUGGAGACAGAGAUAGAGAUGAUGUAAGCGAUACACUUGGAGACAGGGAAACAGAUGAUGUAAGCGAUGCACUUGGAGACAAGGAAACAUAUGAUGUGAACGAUUCACUUGAAGACAGAGAUAUAGAUGAUGUAAGCGAUACACUUGGAGACAGGCCUACAGAUGAUGAAAGCGAUACACUUGGCGACAGGGAACCAGAUGAUGUGAGCGAUACACUUGAAGACAGAGAUAUAGAUGAUGAAAGCGUUACACUUGGAGACAGGGAAACAGAUGAUGUAAGCGAUACACUUGGAGACAGGGAACCAGAUGAAAACGAUACACUUGGAGACAGGGAAAUAGAUGAUGAAAACGAUACACUUGGAGACAGGGAAAUAGAUGAUGAAAGCGAUUCACUAGGAGACAGGGAAACAGAUGAUGUGAGCGAUGCACUUGAAUACAGAGAUAUAGAUGAUGAAAGCGAUACACUUGGAGACAGAGAAACAGAUGAUUUGAGCGAUACACUUGAAGACAGAGAUAUAGAUGAUGAAAGCGAUACACUUGGAGACAGGGAAACAGAUGGUGUGAGCGGCACACUUGAUGACAGAGAUAAAGAUGAUGUAAGCGAUACACUUGGAGACAGGAAAACAGAUGAUGAAAGCGACACACUUGAAGACAGAAAUAUAGACGAUGAAAGCGAUACACUUGGAGACAGGGAAACAGAUGGUGUGAGUGUCACACUUGAUGACAUAGAAAGAGAUGAUGUAAGCGAUACACUUGGAGACAGGGAAACAGAUGAUGUUAGCGAUGCACUUGGAGACAGGGAGACAGAUGAUGAAAGCGACACACUUGGAGACAGGGAAACGGAUGAUGUAAGCGAUGCACUUGGAGACAGGGAAACAGAUGAUGUGAGCGAUGCACUUGAAGACAGAGAUAUAGAUGAUGAAAGCGAUAAACUUGGAGACAGGGAAACAGAUGAUGUGAGCGAUACACUUGAAGACAGAGAUAUAGAUGAUGAAAGCGAUACACUUGGAGGCAGGGAAAUAGAUGAUGUUAGCGAUGCACUUGGAGACAGAGAAACAAAAGCUGUAAGUGAUGAACGAGUAGAUAGGGAAAUUGAUGGCGAAAUAAAUGCACUUGACGAUAGAGAAAUAGAUGAUGUUAGCGAUACACUUGGAGACAGGGAAACAGAUGAUGUGACCGAUGCACUCGGAGACAGUGAAACAGAUGAUGUAAGCGAUACACUUGGAGACUGGAAAACAGAAGCUGUAAGUGAUGAACGAGUAGAUAGGGAAAAUGAUGGCGAAAUAGAUACACUUGACGAUAGAGAAAUAGAUGAUGCAAGCGGUACACUUGGAGACAGGGAAACAGAUGAUGUAAGCGAUGCACUUGUAGACUGGAAAACAGACGCUGUAAGUGAUGAACGCGUAGAUAGGGAAAUUGAUGGCGAAAAAGAUGUACUUGACGAUAGAGAAAUAGAUGAUGAUGGAACUGAUACACUUGAGGAAAGGGAAACAGAUGAUGAAAGCGAUAAACGUGUAGAUAGAGAAAUUGAUGAUGAAAGUGAUGCACUUGGAGACAAGAAAACAGAAGCUGUAAGUGAUGAACUUGUCGAUAGAGAAAUAGAUGGUGAAAGUGGUGCACUUGAAAAUAGGGAAACAGAUGAUGAUGAAACUGAUACGCUUGGUGAAAUGGAAACAGAUGAUGUGAGCGAUGAACGUGUAGAUUGGAAAUAUGAUGGAGACAGUGAUGCACUUGAAGAAAGUGGAAGAGACGAUGUAAACGAUACACUUGGAGUCAGGGAAAUAGAUGAUGUAAGCGAUACACUUGGAGAAAGGAAAACAGAUGAUGUGAGAGAUGAACGUGUAGAUAGAGAAAUAGAUGAUGAAAGCGAUACACUUGGAGACAGUGAAACAGAUAAUAUAAGCGAUGAAAUUGGAGACAGGAAAUCAUAA